Erythranthe guttata (spotted monkey flower) is the source of this 546-nucleotide messenger RNA. The record is from RefSeq and is a predicted model, not a curated record. Lineage: Eukaryota; Viridiplantae; Streptophyta; Magnoliopsida; Lamiales; Phrymaceae.
UGCUUCAUUCUAUUUGUUGCCGGUCUAAUUUAAUUUUCACGUUCAAUUCGAGUUUUUAGAUUUUGUUGUAGGCAGUAAAUUAGGUUUUCAAAUGGUCGUGAAUUGAUCGAGAGGAGGAGGAGUCGCGUAUCGGAGUCGAUGGCGCUUGCAGACUUGCACACCGUGUCCACCGCGCAUCAGGGGAAUGUGGAGAGGCUCGGCACCCGUGCCUCGUCUAUUUUGCUGAUGUGGCGGCAGUUGGAGGACGAUCACGCCCUGGACCAAGGCCAGGGGAGAGUGGGAGAGAGAUUACGGCAGCAGAGAAGUGCCGAUUCCAAUACAAAUGCAGAGCACCACAAUCCAGUCGAGAAUUCUAGUCGUGAGCAAUCUCCGGAUUUCGGACAAGUCGAGAGGGAGAGGGUACGACAAAUUGUUCGCGGGUGGAUGCAGAUGACAGCUCAGCAAGAUAAUGGAUCUCGAUCUCGAGUCGAUCGUGUUCGUGAAGUUCAGCCCGAUCACGUUAAUGAAGAGAGUCCGCUUUCGGUAGCAGCUACUGAAUUGAAUCAG